CUGUUUUUAGUAAUCUCAACAGCUUGUUACCCGGGAGAAGAAUGUUGCCAAAACAAUGAAAAUUGAAGUGAAUUGAUCAAUUAAUUUUCAUUUUUUGAUUUAUUGUUCCAUUUUGUUUUCUAAUUAAACUUAAGUGACACCCUCGUGCUUAUUUUUUUGUACAAAGAAGUUCUGAUUGUGACUAACAGUUGUCUCAACUCUGUUUAAAAAGCAAUCUUGAUAUCUGUUUUUGGUUUUCUUUGUGUUCUUUGGAUGUGACCAACUUACAAUCCUAUCUUAUUACUUGGUAAUUAAUUGUUAACAUAAUUUUCCUUGUUCCCGAUUUGCAUCAUCUUUUAAACUAGAAAUGGAAAGUCAUGGGAUGUAUGAUGCACAUAACAAAAUGGACGACAUACGAGACAAUAAAUUGGCAAGUUUUGCAAGUCCUGGUAGUGCUUUUUCCUCUUCAUUCAGUCUAUCUUCUAACAGUCAUCAAUUGUGUUGUCUAACUGAAGAUGGUUCCCGGUGUAAUCGAGUUGCUGGUAAUGCUUCCUACUCUAAGCGUAUCCAAAAGACUGUACAACAGAAAAAAUUACGACUAAGCAUUGACAAUACAGCUCGUCACGUUUACAUUUGUGACCACCAUAAAAAUAUGAUACAAAGUGUGCGGAGUUGUGUGAAAAGAAAAAGAAAAGACUCUUGUGAAGAUGAAAAUGGAACCAACUCCAACGACUGUUACUCUUUCGCUGAUCGAAAUAAUCCACUGAGUUCAGCAAUUUCAGGUCCUUCCAAUGGAUCUACACCCAUUAGAGGAAUGAAUACAAACAAUCUUGGUAACUCGGGAAGUGGAAAAAAUGAUUUACCAAGCUCAGCCAACUCUGAAGAAUUACCUCAAGUUGACCUUUCUACUUUACAAAUAAACACUUUACGUAGAUAUAAACGACAUUAUAGGAUUCAAACUAGCCCUGGAAUAAACAAAUCACAAUUGGCAGAAGUGCUUCUCGACCAUUUCAAAACUAUACCCAUUGAUGAAAAGGAAGCUCUUACUUAUUUUAUCUACAUGGUUAAAUGUAAUCGCAAUAAAGUAGAUCAAUUGAAAGGUUUAACUACUUCAAAUUCCAGUUUACCCUAUCCUAGUAGUAUGUCUGACCACAACAAUACUUGAGAACCAUUGAGACCAUAGCUAUCAUCCAGAUGACUUCAGGUUUUCACUGUUUUUUGCUUCCCUUACCCUUUUCUACCAUUCAUCACUCUUAUCUUGUAUUUAUUUCAUAUUUUUUCUUAUCCAACAUUAUCUUGGCCAAUCAUUAGUUAUGCUUAAAAUAAAGUUGCAUAAAGAAGUAGCUCAAGAGUAGCUCAGUUCAAAAAAUUUUACUUUCGAAUCCAUUGUAGUUAUUUCUGCUCUUUUGUGACCAAAAAGUUAAUUAAUGCCGAUAAGAGGACUUCAAACACUAACUAUACCCUGUAACAGAUAGUUUUACAAAACCAUCAAAAUUUCAGGCUGACUCAACGAAUCGAUUUGCUGACCGAAACAAAAUAACUAACGAUUUGCCGACCGGAUUCAAUAGAUCGUGUUUUAAAAGUAAUUUCGAAAUGGCUUUUUACCAUAACUUAUGGACAAAUCAGAUUCUUGGAAAGAAAGACCAUUGGAAGUUCAUUAGCCAAUCGUGAUGCAAAUCUAUUAACGGAAAAGAUGACACAGUUUCUCUAACUACUGUUGUCCACAAUCAACUAUCUUUACAUUCGUUCCCAUCAUGAUUAAUAUUAAGAGCGUAUUAUCAAACUUUUUGUUAAUUAAAACUAACCCAAAACUCUUUUUAUCCGAAGAAAAAUUAAACAAAGAUUUACUAUUUCUGCAUCAA
This is a messenger RNA of Tetranychus urticae (two-spotted spider mite), 1841 nucleotides long. Lineage: Eukaryota; Metazoa; Arthropoda; Arachnida; Trombidiformes; Tetranychidae. The record is from RefSeq and is a predicted model, not a curated record.